AUGCUAUUCAGGAACAACAGCCUUCAAUCCACUCUGAGGAACAUUCGAACUCCAAAGACUACACUUUACAAAGUCAACAAGAUUCCAUCUUCAAGAAACAUUAUCAACACCUUUCCAUCAAACUAUUACGACAACAAAAUGGCCUUCUUCCCACGUCUCUCUGGUGGUGAAUUCACCCCCCUUUUCCGUCUUCUUGACGACUAUGAUGCCCACCGCGCUUGUGCAUCUGAGACAAACAUCGCUCGCUCCUUUGCUCCAAAGUUCGAUGUGAGGGAGUGCAAGGACGGGUACCAUCUUGACGGAGAAAUUCCCGGUGUCAGCCAGAAGGAUAUCGAGAUCGAAUUCACCGAUCCUCAAACACUCGUCGUUCGCGGCAAAACCAAGCGCGAGUACACUUCUACCAACAUGAACAACAACGCUAUCGAAGAGGCUCCAACUCCUGCAGCUAUCGAAGACGAGGCAGAGUCUUCCAGACGCAACUCCCACCAAGCCACUGUUGAAGAUGAGGAGCCAGCCACUGCUUCUCGCCCUGCCUCUCCCGCUAGGGACAACAAAGUCACCAAGGCUAGCAACAACUCGGUGAAGAAAGCCGAUGCUCCUUCCUUCAAGUACUGGAUGACCGAACGCUCCGUUGGCGAGUUCAAUCGCGUCUUCAAGUUCCCAUCCCGAGUCGACCAGGAUGCAGUCAGUGCUAGCUUGAAGGAUGGCAUCCUCUCCGUCAACGUGCCCAAGGCAGCUCCACCAACUGUCAAGAAGAUCAACAUCGCGUGA
Molecule: messenger RNA, 771 nt
Organism: Trichophyton rubrum CBS 118892
Lineage: Eukaryota; Fungi; Ascomycota; Eurotiomycetes; Onygenales; Arthrodermataceae
Exons: 1
Coding region: 1-771 (256 amino acids)
Biological process (GO): response to heat; protein folding; response to hydrogen peroxide
Source: RefSeq, a predicted model, not a curated record